CAACCUUUGCUGUAUCAGGAUGUCAUCAGAUAUUUAUUGCAAAGUAGAUUUAUCCGAGAAUAUCAGAUAUACCAAAAGGGAGCAAGAGAACACAGCAGAAUGGGAGGAGAGGGAAGUAAAUAUCUAUGAGUCUGCAGAAGAAUUUACUCACAAUAACAUAGUUUCUCAGCCUGAGGAGGAAGACCAACAGGCAAACAGACAGCCUGCAGUGGAGAGAAGUUCUGCCCGGAGAGCAAAACUGUGCAACAUACUGCCAUGGAGUUUUAUAUCAGCUGCAAUCAUCAUCUUAACCACAUACUUGAUUUUGGACAUGAAUAAAGUGAAGAACGGCUACGAUAAACAACACGUCAAACUUUCAGAAAUGGCAGCAAACAACAGUCAGCUUAAGGAGAGCUACAAUAUACUCAUUAAACAAUAUGACCAACUAAAAGAUGAAAUAAACAGACUAAAUUAUACAAUUAAAGAAACGUGGUGUCCUGAUGGAUGGACAAGAUUUCAAUGCAGCUGUUACUUUACAUCUGAGGAGAAGAAAUAUUGGUCUGAGAGCAGGAAAUACUGUCAGGAAAGAGGAGGUGAUCUGGUCAUUAUAAAGAGUAAUGAAGAACAGGAAUUUGUCAAAAAUCUAAAUAGAAAUCAAGAAUCCUGGAUUGGUCUGGAAGGCAAGUGGUUAGAGGGAAAGAUUGACUGGAGAUGGGUGGAUGGAUCAACACUGACACAAUCGUAAGUUUAAUCUUAAAUUUUACUCAAAUUUGUUCAACUGUUGAAAGGUAGAACAAUAUUAUUGUGUUGAUGGUGCCACUGUGUUGUCAUGGCCACAAAUA
Cyprinodon variegatus (sheepshead minnow) is the source of this 821-nucleotide messenger RNA. Its product is annotated as CD209 antigen-like. The coding region runs from base 20 to 724 and encodes 234 amino acids. The record is from RefSeq and is a predicted model, not a curated record. NCBI's taxonomy places the organism in Eukaryota, Metazoa, Chordata, Actinopteri, Cyprinodontiformes, Cyprinodontidae. The transcript has 6 exons.